This is a messenger RNA of Harpegnathos saltator (Jerdon's jumping ant), 2018 nucleotides long. RefSeq lists its product as uncharacterized. The record is from RefSeq and is a predicted model, not a curated record. The transcript has 2 exons. The coding region runs from base 1131 to 1772 and encodes 213 amino acids. Lineage: Eukaryota; Metazoa; Arthropoda; Insecta; Hymenoptera; Formicidae.
CACCUGAUAUUUGAUAAUACAAUACCUGAUAAUACAAUAUCUGAUAAUUCUAUAAUAGAAGGAAGUCCCAGUCCUAAUCCUAGUAUUGUAAACAGUUGUAUGACAUAUAAUACCAGUACCGUAGAAUGUAAAAAUUAUUUUAUUCAAAAUUGUCGGAAACCUAUGCUGAAACAAUCCAAAAUUUUAUUUAUUGAUAUUCAACAUGCAUUGAAUCCAUCUUUGAAACUUGAUAGUAUUUCACAGCAAAACCGUGUCCUGAAAAGAAAAGUUGACAGUUUACGUAAAUUAGUUACAUAUUGGCAGAAAAAGUUAUCAUCUUUUAAGAACAAAUUGUCUUCUCGUUUUGGGGAGGAUCAGCUUAAUGCUCUAUGUUUGAGUUCGAGUCGCGGCAGUAAAUGGACAAAUAAGACAUUACAAAUCGCUUUACAGUUGCAUUUUGCAUCUGGCACCACUGGAUAUCAAUUACAGUCACAGCUACAAAUGCCUUUGCCGUCUGUUCGUCUUCUUCAAUCUGAACUUCAACAUGUACAGUUCUCGCCUGGUUUGUUGCAUGACAUUUUUAAGCUUCUUCAUAAAAAAAUAAGCUCAAUGAAAACUAUGAACAAAGACUGCGUUCUUAUUUUUGACGAGAUGGCAAUUCAGAAGAAAAUUGAUUACAAUCCAGGAACCAAGUCAUAUAUAGGUUGGUGUACUAUACCAGGAGCAAAACCAAAAAUAACUUCACAGUUAAAGCUUCAAUAUCCUGAUCCUGAUACAAGAGAGAAAUGGCGGACUGAGGUAUCCCUAUCAAUGCUAAAGGAAAAGGCAAGUAAAAUCAUGGUGUGGAUCUUAGGAGGACUAGCUGUCCGGUGGAAACAACCAGUAGCCUAUGAUUUCACUGGAAAUUCUUUUUUUUCUGAAGCAGUCAAAAAUCGCUGUCUAGAAAUUGUACGUGAGUCGUACAAAGUGGGAAUAACAGUUCGUGUUCUGACUUGCGACAUGGGUAAUCGUAAUGUAUGAAAAGCCCUGGGAAUAGAAGUGGGUCCGCAGAUACUGAAUAACAGCUUCUGCCAUCCAUGUGUUGAAGGUAUCGCAGACCAACACCUACACCACUUCAAAUAACGCAACGGCUAAGACAAACUACUAUUUCAAUGCUUUUGAGGGAAGUACCUGGAAGUAGUUAUGACUUUGAGACAGAGGGAGAAAUACUUAUUAAUAUCUUUGAAGAGUUAAAAUUUGCUGCUUUGGAUACUGCUUUGAAUAACAAUGGAGAUUGGCCAAGAGACUUCAUAAUUCUACCUUUCACAGUACCACAAAAAGAAAAUAAAGUGCUGUACAGAGUAGCAGGCUAUGUGGUUCAUCAAGUUUUUACAGUUACAAAGUUAGACUUAAUUUGUUCUACAUGUUCUUCAGCUGUACUUCAUAAGGGUCCUCAGGCUCAUCCAGAAAGUGAAUUUACUCGCCAAACAAACUAUGCAAAUUGUUCUCAAGUAGAAAUUUCCGAUGAAAUUUUCACUCUGAUCGUGAAAGCAGAAUGUUGUAGAGGUGUUGAGCACAUCAUCACAUCUGUUCGUAAAAAUGCAGACAUAUUUUUGACAAAUAUAAUGAAGGAGUUUCCAAAUUUGUAUGCUUUCGCUAUACCAAAGUGUCACAAUCUUGCAACAGCUAUUCUGAAGAGAUUCAUUCAAAUGCGACUGAAAAUUUUCACUGGUCAUGAAGAACGAAAAGAAUCCGGUUCAAAAUUUGGUAGUUUCAGCAUGGGCUCGCGUUUGUUAGGCAAAAGCAUGAAAUAAAACUUUAUUAUUAGUCAGCAGAGACUUCCAACGAUAUUGAGUAAAGUAAUUCUGUUUUUAUUUUUAGUAUGUUAGUCUAAUUGUUGUCACAAGAAAUUUCUAUUGAAUGCAAUAACCCAGAUAGAACACAGUGUUAGCAAAAUAUUUUAAAGAUAUAGAUGUGAAAUAUUAUAUAAAUACUGUAAUGUCCGAGAUUCUCAGAUAUGAAAAAGAUUAUAAUAAAUAUCUAAAAAUAUUUAAGAAAAC